CGAGACGCAUAUGAUUUUGCUUACUUGAAAUUUCUAUGAUAAAAUUUAGAAUAUUUAUUUUACCAACUCAAGAGAUAUAGACCCCUUGCACCAAUUCCCCAUCCGGAGAUCUAAACAAUUAAGUUUUCUUUUCUUGAGAUUGUACACGCAAGAGUUCUGUAUGUAUGAUUACAAUACAAGAGUAUUCGUUGGCGUGAGCCUUUUGUGACGAUUUGUGAAGGAACCAAAAAAAAUGCAUUUUUGACCUCAGGAACCCCUACAGGAAGCCCAAGUAAAGAUAGUCUUCCAGGUGUAUCUUGGAUGUGUUGAAGCAUAUCGAGUCACGAUUCUGUCUUACUUAACACUCAACGCCAAGACAAACUAAAGUCACAUUGAGAAUCAAAGGUCGUGUUCGUAUCAAGGUUCUCCUAACUGGGUUAAUUAUUCUGACUUUGUCUUCAAGGUUAUGGAGCGUCUUCUACUAUCUUUGUUAAUCAUUCUUCUGAUUGUAAAAGGUCACAAGUCAGACGUUGCUGUUCGUCUUUUGGACGGUAAGACUCCUAACGAGGGACGUCUAGAAGUAAGAUACAAUGGUACUUGGGGUACCAUAUGCAAUGAUAGCUGGGAUAUGCAUGAGGCUUACGUGGUGUGUCACAUGCUGCAUUACUCUAAGGCAGUUGCAGCAACAACUGCUAGCAUCAAAGGAACUGGUCAAAUAUGGCUUAAAGGCAUUCGUUGCUUGGGAUCCGAAGAAUCUAUUGACCAGUGUCGUCAUGUUGGCUGGGGUAACACUGCUGGGUGUGAUCACAGUAGAGAUGUUGGAGUGGUAUGUGGCAAUUUAACGCAAGAGGAAAAAGCAAUGAAAGUACGUCUGAUAGGCGAUCAGUCCGCUGGACAAUUGGAGAUCCAAUUCAACGGGACCUGGGGAGUAGUAUGUAGGUUUGGAUGGGAUAUACAAGAUGUUCACGUGAUCUGCAGAAUGCUCGGUUACAAAGCAGGCAAGCACUCAAUCACGCUUAUUGAAGGAGAGAAGAGAAGAAAAACUCUUUUCAAUGAUGUAGGAUGCAGCGGUAAAGAAAAAUCAAUUGCAGAAUGCUAUCACGGUCAGUACUGGGAAUAUACUUGCCCAGUGGGAGACAUGGCUGGCGUGGUUUGCCAUGACGACGAUCCUCCACCAGUUCAAGUUCGUUUAGCUGGAGGAAGGUCAGCCAAUUCUGGGCGACUCGAAGUCAGGUACCAUGGUCAGUGGGGUACUGUAUGUAGUGCUGGAUGGGAGAUGAAAGACGCUGAGGUAGUGUGUCGCAUGCUUGGUUACCCUGGAGUACAGAAAUACAAAACCAGUGACUUUGCACCCGUUAAAGGCAUAGUUUGGUUGAGUACUAUACUUUGUAAGGGGACAGAAGUGUCAAUUGUCAACUGCAAACGUCUAGCGUGGGGAAAUGCAGGCUGUGGCCAUUUUAUAGAUGUUGGAGUGACAUGUAAAAUUGCCUCAGCUCCACGAUUUGUAGUAAGCAGCGAAUCUGAUGGACCAUCAUACACAACUGCUAUGCUUGUUUUCAACACGACAACAACUGAAAAAGAGAAAAACAUAACAAAAUCUUUCCAAAUUUCUAUCACCAAACUAGAAGUUUCAAGUCUUAACUGCUACAGAUCAUCCAUGAAAGUUAACCAACCGUACGUGACGGCCGAGAUCCUGGGUUCUAAUUUAGUUGGUAAUUUUACAAUUGGUGAUGGCAGCUAUUACCAAGGUUACUAUAACACACCGUUAGAAUCUGGGUCUACAUACCGAGUGUUUGUAAGGGCAGUCACAAUGGCACAGAAUGGGGGUAAUAAUUAUGGAGAUGCUGCCAAUGUUACUUUUACGACAAGAGUGAAAAAUUGCGAAGGUAUGUGAGUGAUUGUUAAAAUAUGCGGCACAUGGCUGGGUCACAGUACAUUAAAUCACUCACUCACUACCGUAGCAAUGGGGACUAUCACAUUCACUGCCCGGAACUUCCACCCCACGGCACUUCCACCUCAUCCACUUCCACCGCACGACAUUUCCUUCGCGCGGCAUCUCAACCAUACGACACAUCCACUGCACGGUGCUUCUACCUCAAGGAUCUUACAUACAACAAUGACUUAUAUUUUUACGACUACAAAUUCAAUACAAUUUUUUUCUAUUGUUACCAGGCAUUUUUGACAUCUGAAAAUGCCUAGUUUCAAGUCACAAUGUCUAUGUGAUCAUUAUUCUGAUGAUCGAAUGAUUUGAGCAUCAGAAUCAUGAGCAAAUACAGUUGUAAAAUUUUGAAGCAAUCGAAAUUUUGUAACAUGGAUCAGAUUGAUCUUGUUGUCUUGGUUAAACAAUAAGAAUACUUUAUUCAAAAUGGGACAUUACUUUUCAUUUUUGUACCAUGAAGACCUCAAGAAAUCCAGAGGGUGAGGGGCUGAACGAAAUAAAAAUUCUUGGGCGUUUUAGAGAAAAAAGUAAAUAUUUGACAAUCUUACGGUAACCAUUUUUUUAGGAGA
Messenger RNA from Actinia tenebrosa (Australian red waratah sea anemone), 2487 nucleotides. RefSeq names its product neurotrypsin. NCBI's taxonomy places the organism in Eukaryota, Metazoa, Cnidaria, Anthozoa, Actiniaria, Actiniidae. Gene Ontology annotation, cellular component: membrane. The record is from RefSeq and is a predicted model, not a curated record.